AUGGCGGGCACGGAACGACCGAAGACGCCGCCGCGGCCGGCGAUGGCUACCAACAAGUCACCCAUCACCCCUGAGCAAGUCCGCCGCAUGGAAGAGAACCGUCUUCGAGCCAAAGCCCUCCGAACGCAGCAAGAAGCCGCAGCGAACAGGUCUGCGCCGUCGAGACCUUCAGGAGCAGCACCACUCCCCAUAGCCGGUCAGAAACGAGCUCAUACUGCCAUAUCAACCCGCGAUGUGCCAAUCUCAAGUCGUGACGCCCGCAGCCCGGUCAAAGCACCCAGUAGCAACAAUGGACUCGCUCAGUCGCAAGAUACGGGGAUUCGAGCGGCACGAAAGUUCCAAAAAUUCGUCGAAUAUGAUUUCAGUAAGAUGACGGAUACCAAGGGUGGCUUCAUGACCCACGAGGAUGAUCCGCACAACAAGUCACUGCAUGCGCCUGGCGAGGGGAAGCCGGCGAAUAUGACCUUGAAAGAGUGGGAGCAUCAGCAAUUACAGCGCAGGCUCCGAGAUGCCAAAGCAGGGCCGUAUGAGCCCGGGCUGUCGGUACUGGAGCAGAACAGCAAGAAGUGCAGAGAAUGUGGGACACUGGAGAUUGACUGGCAAUGGGACGAGCUGCUCAACUGCCGCAUAUGCAACACCUGUAAAGAGAAAUUCCCAGAGAAGUACAGUCUGUUGACAAAGACAGAAGCAAAGGAGGACUACCUCUUAACAGACCCGGAGCUGAAAGACACCGAACUGCUACCUCAUCUGAAAAAGCCUAACCCGCACAAAGCCACGUUCCACGACAUGAUGCUCUAUGUCAGGUAUCAGGUCGAAGAGUACGCUUUCAGCGACAAGAAAUGGGGUUCGGCGGAGGCGCUUGACGAGGAAUUCGAACGUCGAACACAGCAUAAGAAGGAUAUGAAGGAGAAGAAGUUCAAAAACAAGUUGCAGGAGUUGAAGAAGAGGACGAGAGUGGAUGCGUACAAGCGAGCGAGAGGCGGCGGUGGUGGUGAGUUUGGGGAUACGAUUGGGAGGAGAAAGCAUGAGCAUGAAUGGGGAAGAUCCAUAGAGGACCCCGAGACGGGCAUGACGAAGAAGAGCUGUGUUGAGUGUGGGAUGGAGGUGGAGGAGUUGGAGUUUUGA
Molecule: messenger RNA, 1125 nt
Organism: Zasmidium cellare ATCC 36951
Lineage: Eukaryota; Fungi; Ascomycota; Dothideomycetes; Mycosphaerellales; Mycosphaerellaceae
Exons: 1
Coding region: 1-1125 (374 amino acids)
Biological process (GO): base-excision repair; nucleotide-excision repair, DNA damage recognition; UV-damage excision repair
Cellular component (GO): nucleotide-excision repair factor 1 complex
Molecular function (GO): damaged DNA binding
Source: RefSeq, a predicted model, not a curated record